CCAGCGUGGGUGGCUGAAAUCUCCCCGGUAACGGGAUCUGCCUCUCCCGGCCUCCGCCCUUAACCUGCUGCCCCUCCGUCUGGCACCUGCUGUCCAGCUCUCAGUCCCUCCUCCUGGUCCCUCCCUCGCCCUCCUCUGCUCCCCCCUCUGCUGGCUCUCCAUGUCACCAUCUGUGGCACAAUCCUUCUCUGUCACUGUCCCUACCACCCCCUCUUUCUCCUUCCUCCUGCCUCCCUCUGUCCCUGCCUUUUUCUGCAUCUCUCACAGCUCCUCCGUCCGUCCAUCCAUUCUCUCCUCUCCUCUUUCCUCCUCCGUCCCUUCUCCUUGCCAGCAUCUCUCCUUACUCCCCCUCAUUCUGCCUUUCCACCCACACACUGUCUCCUAUCCCUCCCUUCUCCCUCUCCACCUCCGACCCACCCCCCCUUCCUUAUUUUCUCUUGGCAUCCUAUGUCCCCUGCUAUCUCACAUUCCUGUCACCUUGGGAAGUACCUCCUGCCACCCCCAACUGGGUGCCAUCUGAGGACCCCCAUCCUGUGUCCUACACCCUCCACGUGUCCUGGAGAUGGGGGGUGACGUACCAGGUGAAGGUGGCAAGUCAGGACCGAGGACCAGAUGGGAGAGGCAAUGUGAGCUGACGUGGCCGCUAAGGGCCUAGGAAGGGCCCAAGCCCACGAAUGCCGGAGGAGUGGGCACCAUGUGAGACCCAGCUGGCUGUGCUCUAAUGGUACCUGGCUGCAGAAUGUUACCCAGCCUGUGGACUACAAAGGGAGCUCUUGCUCUGUGGGCAGAAUCUUGGAGCCUCCAUACAGCAGAAUGUCAAAACUGAACCAAACCAGAUGCAAGCUGCUGUCUGGCCUCCUGGGCCUGUGUGGCAUCGCUCCUGAGCUCCCCUUCGUGCUGGAGUGGUGCAUCUGACAAGCCUCUUCCACCUCUGCGUCAACCCUGGGAGGCUUGUCUGGAAGGAGAAGAGAUCCUGCCACACACCCUCACAUUCACAGUCGUCCUUCCAGGCGGGGCUGUAGGUCAGGAACCCCAGUGCGAUGGCCCAGAGGUGCUGAGAUCUCUGACUCCCAGGAGAGGAGGUGCCAUCAGCUUGCUGCCAUUCUGUUUGGAAUUAGAAAUCCGAGGGAAGUUCUGGCCUCUGCUAGAAAAGACCCAUCACCUUACCGGGCUGUGCAGAGAACACAAGUUUCUCAUCGGGUCCUGAGCUGGCACAUAGCUAGGACUAGGCGGUUACUGACCGGCUCCUCCUCAGCCAUGGCCACUGCUGCCUACCUUUCAUCGGUGCCCACAACCUCGGACCCUGGGAACACAUCCUCAUCCUGGCCCCUGGACACCACCCCGGGGAAUGCAUCUGCUGGUGCCAGCCUGGCCGGCCUGGCCGUGAGUGGCAUCUUGAUCUCCCUGGUGUACCUGGUGGUGUGUGUGGUGGGUCUGCUGGGCAACUCGCUGGUGAUCUACGUGGUCCUGCGGCACACGGCCAGCCCAUCCGUGACCAGCGUCUACAUCCUCAACCUGGCACUGGCCGACGAGCUCUUCAUGCUGGGGCUCCCCUUCCUGGCUGCCCAGAACGCCCUGUCCUACUGGCCCUUCGGCUCUCUCAUGUGCCGUCUGGUCAUGGCCGUAGAUGGCAUCAACCAGUUCACCAGCAUCUUCUGCCUCACCGUCAUGAGCGUGGACCGCUACCUGGCGGUGGUGCACCUGACACGCUCGGCCCGCUGGCGCACGGCGCCCGUGGCUCGAGUGGUCAGUGCGGCCGUCUGGGUGGCCUCGGCCGUGGUGGUGCUGCCGGUGGUUGUCUUCUCCGGGGUGCCUCGGGGCAUGAGCACGUGCCACAUGCAGUGGCCAGAGCCGGCGGCCGCCUGGCGAACGGCUUUCAUCAUCUACACGGCCGCCCUGGGCUUUUUUGGACCCCUGCUGGUCAUCUGCCUGUGCUACCUGCUCAUCGUGGUGAAGGUGCGCUCGGCCACGCGGCGGGUGCGGGCGCCCUCGUGCCAGUGGGUGCAGGCCCCCGCGUGCCAGCGGCGGCGGCGUUCUGAGCGCAGGGUCACGCGCAUGGUGGUGGCUGUGGUGGCGCUCUUUGUCCUCUGCUGGAUGCCCUUCUACUUGCUCAACAUUGUGAACGUGGUGUGCCCGCUGCCGGAAGAGCCCGCCUUCUUUGGCCUCUACUUCCUGGUGGUGGCCCUGCCCUACGCCAACAGCUGCGCCAACCCCAUCCUCUACGGCUUCCUCUCCUACCGCUUCAAGCAGGGCUUCCGCCGGAUCCUGCUGAGACCGUCACGUCGCGUGAGGAGCCAGGAGCCCGGGUCCGGCCCUCCGGAGAAGACUGAGGAGGAGGAGGACGAAGAGGAGGAAGAGAGAAGGGAAGAGGAGGAGCGGAGGCUGCAGAGGGGAAAGGAGAUGAACGGAAGGGUCAGCCAGAUCGCACAGCCUGGCACCAGCGGCCAGCCUCAGCAACAGCCCAGCACAGGCACUGCCAAGGAGCAGCAGUUUCUACCCCAGGAGGCCACAGCUGGGGACAAAGCCAGCACCCUGAGCCAUCUGGCUCCAGAUGAUGUAAAUGGCUGUCGUGGAGGCACAGCCACUGCCCCAGGCUGGGCCAGGACUCCACGUCCUCCUCCUCCAGAGAUGGCCCUUCUGGUCCCAGCAAGGCUGGCCCUGGAGUGGUUUGCAGCUUCUGCCUAAACCCCCACCCUGCCCUGUGGAGGCAGGGUCCUCAGGGAACCCACAAAUCCAGAAGUUAGGAAACCUGGCUCUUCUAUUCACCUCAAGCGGCUUGCCCAGGCCCUCCCUCUCUGGGCCUCAGGAUCCUCGCCACGGAGUGGAUGUGGUUCCCCAGUUAGCCAGUCUGCUGGAUUCCAGGGGAGAACGGUGUCGUGCUGGACAAGCCGCUGCUCAUCGCCAUGGGGCCGCCUCCACAACAGAGCGGAGGUGCGCCCACCUCAGGCCCAGCCCACACCCGCCUCCAUGUGUGGCCUCCAUGAGUGGCCUCCGUGUCAGCUACUGGUGUAAAGGUAUUCGUGAGAAAUGCGGUUCAGGUGGUCAGAGGCCAAGGGUCAGGGAGAAUGCAGGCCACCCCAGGAGGAGGGAGUUUGCAGACUCAGGCACAUGUGGGGCCUGAGGCCCAGUUCUGGGUUCCUCUGAGGAGCAGCUUGGGUGGCUCAACCUUCCUGGAUGGGCCAGGGGAGCUGUGUCUUGCAAAGGGAGGUGGGUGGCCACUGGGAGAGCCUCCGCUGCUUCUGACUGUAGCACUUGUCAAAAAAGACAGUGCUGCAGGCCAUUUCCUCUGCAUGUCCUGAUGACCACGUGUGCAGUUGUGUGGCUUCCUUUUGUAUGGCUUCCUAGUCCUUCAAGGGUCAAACAGACAACCUUAAAAGCCUGAGCCUAAGGGGGCUGGAGAGACGGCUCAGCAGUUAAGAGCACCGUCCGCUCUUCCAAAGGUCCUGAGUUCAAUUCCCAGCAACCACCUUGGUGGCUCACAACCAUCUGUAAUGAGAUCUGGUGCCCUCUACUGGUGUGUACGCGUACAUGCAGGCAGAGUACUGUAUAAAUAAUAAAUAAAUAAAUCUUAAAAAAAAAA
Meriones unguiculatus (Mongolian gerbil) is the source of this 3580-nucleotide messenger RNA. RefSeq names its product somatostatin receptor 3 (gene Sstr3). Gene Ontology annotation, molecular function: neuropeptide binding; somatostatin receptor activity. Gene Ontology annotation, biological process: neuropeptide signaling pathway. NCBI's taxonomy places the organism in Eukaryota, Metazoa, Chordata, Mammalia, Rodentia, Muridae. The record is from RefSeq and is a predicted model, not a curated record. Gene Ontology annotation, cellular component: neuron projection; membrane. The coding region runs from base 1258 to 2685 and encodes 475 amino acids. The transcript has 5 exons.